Helianthus annuus (common sunflower) is the source of this 1095-nucleotide messenger RNA. RefSeq lists its product as uncharacterized. The record is from RefSeq and is a predicted model, not a curated record. Gene Ontology annotation, molecular function: mRNA binding. The transcript is spliced from 7 exons. Bases 231 to 923 code for a protein of 230 amino acids. Lineage: Eukaryota; Viridiplantae; Streptophyta; Magnoliopsida; Asterales; Asteraceae. Gene Ontology annotation, cellular component: cytoplasm.
AUAAUUGGUAUUUCAAACCCAAUUGGUUUAAGCAAAUCGAAAAUGGUGUGAUCGGAAAACAAGCAUGGUAGAUUCCUAACUCUGACAAGCGAUUCCGCCUUCGACUUCACCACCGACGCGGCGGCCUCAACGCCGACGAAGACUACACCUUCCGACACGCCCCAAGCUUGGGCCCAAAUGGAUGAAUGUAAACCAAAUUCACAAGAAACUAGAUUACAUCAAAAUGCAGAAUGUUGGUAAAAUUGCCUUCUAUGCAACCGGACCGAACCGGACAAUAUUAUUCAGUGCAUUCGAUGAUAAACUCUUCCUCCAAUCCAAAUAUGUGGCUUGGUCUGGAGUCUAGCAGCUGCUUACCUAACCUAUUUGUCAGUCAUCAAACAAUGCUAUAUAUGCCUAUGGUGAUUGUUACAAAGAAAAGAUAUUUCAGUCAUCAAAAAAAAAAGAAAAGGAGCAUGGAAGGAGGCUGGGUUUGCAGGACAUGCCAACUUCCGAACUUCAAUUGGAGAACAAAAUGCCAGAGGUGCAGUGGGCCAUUUGGUAGGGAAAACACCUGUGCUCCUGGGCCUCGGAUCCGGGCCUAUAGGCCUGGAGACUGGUUUUGUGAUGCUGGGCUCUGUCGGGCCCACAACUUUGCUACCAGGCAAUAUUGCUUCAGAUGUGGCAUAAUCAAAAGCAUUCCGUUUUAUAAUGGCAGUGCUGGAUACCGUAACCCUGUUUUUCCUCCAGUAAGUUUUAAUUUCCUUGGUCAAAGUCAAAGGGUUGCAAAAAUCAGUCGGCGAGGGUGGACGGCUGGAGACUGGUUUUGUCUACGCCCUUACUGCAAUGCGCACAAUUAUGGUACCCGAGUGCAAUGCUACAAGUGCAAGGCGCCGAAGGAUUUGGUUUCAACCAACUUGGUUGCAUCUGGAUUGCAGAAUCCAUGAAGCUGGAGGAGAGAGACGAAUUUUACCCUUAUGGUUUGCAGUGUUGUCUUUUGUUUUGUUUUGUUUUGUUUUGUGGAUGGUAAUGGAGUUUGGAUCUGUUAAGAAGUUUGGAUGACUUAUGAAGGACAUAACCUUAACUUUUUUCUUGAGAAUAAACAUGGAGUUUUAAGAA